Betta splendens (Siamese fighting fish) is the source of this 2511-nucleotide messenger RNA. Its product is annotated as MAM domain-containing protein 2-like. Lineage: Eukaryota; Metazoa; Chordata; Actinopteri; Anabantiformes; Osphronemidae. Gene Ontology annotation, biological process: nervous system development. Bases 192 to 2261 code for a protein of 689 amino acids. The transcript has 14 exons. Gene Ontology annotation, cellular component: membrane. The record is from RefSeq and is a predicted model, not a curated record.
UUCUCCACCUCCCCGCUCUGUUGUCCAGGCGCACUUCCCAGUGGAGAAUCUGCAGUGUGCUGCCAGUUUGUGAGCUGGAGAGACACUGAGGCAGAUCACAUUGGAAGAGUUUUUAAAACAAGCAGCGUCUUGUACUUUUCAAACUUUGGGUGAGAAGUUUGCGCUUGCUUUCUCUGAGGUCCAGAGCUGCAAUGCUUCCAUUCUACCUCUUGACUCUUGCUGGCAUCAUCCAAGCGCACAAUCAGAUGUUGCCAGGUUCCUGCACCUUUGAGUCCAGCACCUGUGGAUACACUUCAGAUGCAGACUAUACACGCUGGACUCUACAUGAGGAUGGCCGAUUUGUUAUGGUGGAAUCAGCAUCAACCGAUAACCAGACUGAUGACAUGCAUGAUGAGUCACAGAGAGAAGUCACAGGGGUUCUGCUGAGUUCAGUACUGGAGCAAAGUGAGUGGAGCUGCCUCAGGCUCGUCUAUCAGAUCACUGGGUCAGGAAGUUUGGACAUCCUGCAGCGCACAGAGGCGAAGAGCGUCGACAAGCCACUGUGGAGCAGCCAAACACCCUCCGAAAGCUGGGUCAUCUCAAGCAUGGACCUGCCCAACAACACGGAGCCUUACAGGAUUGUACUCGAAGGUAAACCUGGACGGAGGGCCGGGAGCAGUGUGGCCAUUUUUGAGAUCCACAUCAGCCCUGGAUACUGCCUUGAGUGUGAUUUUGAGGAGUCGCACCUGUGUGCAUACAGCAACCAGUGGAAUGCCAAUGUAAACUGGUACGUGGGGGGAGGAGGGCUCCAGUUCCUGCAGAACGACAUAGUACAUGAUCACAGAGUCAGCAACAAGACUGGUCACUUCAUGUACGUGGACUCCAUCUAUGCCAGGACGUUCAAAGAGGUGGCCAAGUUGGUGUCUCCCAUGACAACGGUACCCAUAUCCGGCUGCCUGAGUUUUCAGUACAAACGAAGUGAGGAAGAAGGGAACAUGUUCACUGUUUUCGCUCGGGACAGUUUGGGUCAGUACCAGGAGCUGUGGAAGGCAGGCUCGGAAAGCCACAGUCAGACGCCCGCAGACUGGACACCUGUGCAGGUGGACCUGAAGGCACCAUACUCUGUACAGGUUGUCUUUGAAGUGGCAUUUAACAGUCAAAGAGGAGGACAAGUUGUCCUUGAUGACAUUUCGUUCUCUCCAGAGUUUUGCAGCAGAGACACGGAGCCGAUCUUUGACCCCUCCAUUGCCAACUGCGACUUUGAGUCAGGCCUCUGCCUCUACACUCAAGACCAGGUGACAGGCUCCUCAUGGAGGAGAGUGUCUGUGAGGCCCAACAUUUUCAGAAAUGGAGACCACACCACAGGUUCAGGAUCUUUCCUGAUGGCUAACUCUCAGCUGAGACCACACUCCGGCUACGUUAGUCGCCUGAUCGGUCCAACUCUGUCUGGAAACAUGAAGUACUGCCUGAGAUUUUACUUCUCCUUGAGGGGUUUCAACCAGAAGGACCAGGCUCUGUCUGUGUAUCUGCAGCAGAGCAGCAGCCAGGAGAAGAUCUGGACUCAGGGGGAGAAGUCCAGAGGAAUCUGGAUUGCAGAAGACGUCACCUUUCAAACAUCACAACCUGCCAAGGUGGUUUUUGUCAGCAGCUGCAGGAGCUUCUGGGAAUGUGGCUCUGUAGCUCUGGAUGACAUCACUGUGAACCUUGGAGACUGCCAGCUGACAGCAGCUGUUGCAGGUGUACUGUCAUCAUCUCUCUCGGGACACUGUGACUUUGAAACAGGCCUGUGUGGGUAUAUUCAGGACAAAGAGAGAGAUGAUGUAGACUGGGAAAGGAGGAGAGGACCCACCCCAACCUCCUACACAGGGCCCACAGGAGACCACACCAUUGGACUUGGCUACUACCUGCACAUGGAAGCAUCACCUCUGCUGCCCGGUCAGAGCAUCCGGCUGCUGUCCCGCCCCCUGAGAGGCUCCAGGGGACCUCGGUGUCUGGGCUUCUACUACCACAUGUACGGUUCAGGCACAGGCCAACUUAGCGUUCACCUCGACAAGGACAAAGAGGACACGUUGCUGUGGCAACAGAGUGGCGAGCAGAGCAUCGCAUGGCUAAGGGCCAGAGUGGAGUAUCAGUGUGACAGCCAGCAUCAGAUUGUGUUUAAAGCAACAAGGGGUUCAUCCAUAAGGAGUGACAUAGCCAUUGAUGAUAUUACCCUGGAAAGUGGACAAUGUCCAGAAAUGGAGAUCAGGGCCACUGUGGGAACCUCCAACGAGAUUGAGUAGAACACAAGAGCUGAGAACGAUGCAUGAAACUCAAUUUUUGCACAUUUUAGACGCUCAAACUGCUGUCAACUCUUGACUCCUGUAUAGAGUAAAAUAUGUAGAAAUGGGUAAAGUUCCCAUGGAGCAUUGCAUAUCCUUUAUAGUAAGCACUUCUCUCAGCUCUGUAGCACCAGAGAUAAACUGUUUUUCUUUGUUUAUAUGCAUUAGAUUAAUGCUCAUUUCUUAAAUAAAGCAAGAUUAUUUAGAGUAA